GGUCCCAUGCCAGCCCCCCCCGCGCUUAUCAGGGGCCGCGCGGGCGCCCGCCAGCCAGACCGAGCAGAGCCGCGGGGCCCGGCAUGGCCCCCACCGCCGCUGCCCUUGGGUUCCUGCUGCUCUGCGCCGCAGGGGCGUCCUGGGACCCAGGGGGCUUCGAGCGCGAAGCCGCCCUGCUCCUGGCCGAGGAGUCCCGGGACCCCAAGUGCUUCACACGGCUGCAGGACGAUCUGACCUGCUUCUGGGAGACCAGAGACAACCUCGAGUCGCAGCCUGAGCUCAGCCCCGGCGGCUACGAGCUGGAGUACCGCCUGGAGGACGAGGCCUGGCGCUCGUGCAACCUGAGCGCGGCGCGGGCUCCCGGGAACCGCACGCUGCUGAGCUGCGCCUUCCCCGCCCUCUACACGCCCGCGUUCACCCCACUGCAGCUGCGGGUCCUGCGCGACGGAAGCCUCCUGUACAACCGCACAAUCCAGGUGGACCAAGUGGUGCUGCUGGAGCCGCCGUCGAACCUGAGCGUGCGGCCCACCGAGACACGGGGCCAGGUGUGCGUGAGCUGCCAGCCGCCUCGCAACCGCUACCUGGAACCCAGCCUCUGCUACCAGCUGUCCUUUGCUGCCCCCGGCGCCACUGCCCAGAUGGUACAGUUCCCCGCGAACGGGCCCAAGUGCUUGUCCCUGGCCAUGCGCGGGCACACGCGCUACACCUUCGCCAUCCGUGUCAAGCCCGACGGCGUCAGCUACAAAGGCUACUGGAGCGCCUGGUCAGAGCCAGUCAGCCUCGUCACGCCCAGCGACCUGGACCCACUGGUGCUGACAUUGUCCCUCAUCGUGGUGUUCCUGACUCUGCUGAUGGUGUUUGUCACCCCGCUCUGCAACUGCAGCUCUCCCUCCAGGUUCCUGAAGAAUAAGAUAUGGCCAGUGAUCCCCAGCCCAGAGCGCAGCUUUGACGAGCUCUUCAGUGUCUACAAGGGCAACUUCCAGCUGUGGGUGGGGCAGAACAGCUCCUACCUGAGGCAGAACCAGAACGCCAACAAUGCGGAGGAGAAGCUGGUCCCACUGGAGAUCCUUUCCAAGGCCUCUGACCCUCCUGACAUCCCCUACCCACCCCCAAACAUACUCCCUGCCCCCACUGAAGACUACCUGGUGCUGGAUGAGCAGUUGGUGCCCCGCUCCCCUAGCCAGGACAUGGCACUGCCACCUGAUCUGGAGGGGCAGCUGAACCCCUCUGGAGUGACCCACUUGGCGCAGGUCUCACCCUCAUCUAGCUUUGAGUACACGCGAUUUGACCCCCACUCGGCCCAGUUGCAGCCCUGCCCACCCAGCCCCUCAGCCCACAGGGCCCUCAAGUACAGCUACCUGCUGCUCUCCAACUUUGACAUCUCUUCCAAGGCCAGUCGCACCUCGUCUUCCCUGCCCAGCCUGUACUCCAACCUCACCUCCCCACCCCUGCCCAGUUAGAUGGCCUGCUCAUAGCACUGGGGGAAGGGGGAACCUAGGCCCCUGUGGAGCCAGGAGGAUGAUGAAGGGGGCCACGACUCCAUCCUGGAAAAGGCUAGGGAUACCCAGGAGCAUGCAGAGGGGUGGAGAGUAGCCCGUGUGUGUGGGAGUCAGGGAAGACCCCACAGGCACAGAGCAGCCCCUCUGGGUGGGAAGGGUGCAAAGUCUGCCUCCAGCCAGCAGGGGGCAACGAGGGCACCUGCUCCCCAGGACCCCAGGACAGAGCCUAGCCCUCCACCUUGCAGCAGGUACCAGGGUCAGAGAUUGGCCAGGGGCUGGGGGCACCAACAUCUGAGUUGUCUCCCAGCUUUGGGGCAGAGCAGGGUCCGAAGGGUUUGAGCAGGGGGUCCGGGAACCCGGACACCUAGGUUCUCUCCUAUCCACUUGCCAUGGAGCCCCACCCCUGCCCAGUCUCCCAUGGGAACUGGGACCAGGACCAACUAGCCUCAGAGAUGGCUAAUGGCAGAGCUGCCCCAUGAGGGGAAAAGGGGGUUGGGGGAUCAGAGACCAGCCUGGAGCAACUCCUAGGAAGGUGGGCACCACAGCUGCCUGUCUGUGCCAGCCAGGCCCAGCACCAGCCCAAGCACCGGCCAGGGUCACUGGGUUCCUAUGGAAAACCCAUUACUGUUGUUUUCUUUGUAUUAAAGGAGGAUGGAAAAAAAAACCUUGGCAACUCUGGAAA
Molecule: messenger RNA, 2181 nt
Organism: Alligator mississippiensis (American alligator)
Lineage: Eukaryota; Metazoa; Chordata; Crocodylia; Alligatoridae
Gene: EPOR
Product: erythropoietin receptor
Exons: 8
Coding region: 84-1460 (458 amino acids)
Biological process (GO): hemopoiesis; positive regulation of cell population proliferation; cytokine-mediated signaling pathway
Cellular component (GO): external side of plasma membrane
Molecular function (GO): cytokine receptor activity; protein binding
Source: RefSeq, a predicted model, not a curated record